This is a messenger RNA of Ostrinia nubilalis (European corn borer), 2707 nucleotides long. Its product is annotated as zeta-sarcoglycan-like. The record is from RefSeq and is a predicted model, not a curated record. The coding region runs from base 622 to 1776 and encodes 384 amino acids. NCBI's taxonomy places the organism in Eukaryota, Metazoa, Arthropoda, Insecta, Lepidoptera, Crambidae. The transcript is spliced from 9 exons. Gene Ontology annotation, biological process: heart contraction. Gene Ontology annotation, cellular component: sarcoglycan complex; membrane.
CAGGCGAACGUCUCUGGUGCUCCGGGCGCGACGCGCGGUUCAACUUAUUUCGUAGCAACUCUCGUAGCGUUGUAGUCGUUUCCGUAGAAACUUUGUAGUGCCAGUUUUAUGAAUUGUGUUGAAUACACAAUGUAGCUAAUGUAGGUUACUGUUGAAGUCUUAAUUAAAUAUAAAACAAAAAUGAAAACUAUUUCGUAUGUGGUUUAUUUAAAAGUAAAGUAAAAUAGCAUUCUUAUUAAAAUUAAAACAUUGCAUUAUUAAAGCGAGAUGAGUAGACAAUAACGCGCUCCCAUUAAGUCCGAAGUUAUAACUUGAGACCUAACCACGUAACUGAAGUUUAAAACGAAUGGACACAAAAGGGUUUUUGGGAGGCGCUCUCUAGCAGGACAAUGUUAACAAACAAAAUCAACACAGCGGGCGAAACUUUCCCGCUGCUAAGAAGUCGAGGCUGUAUACAUUGUUGGGGAGUGAGCACUAACAAGCCGGCUAUCCGAAGUAGUUGAGCGCGGAUGGGCAAACGGGGAAUAAUUUUGGCCGCCACUCAGCAGACAGUUGGACUCUCUGAAACCUAAGUACGGUCAAGCCGCGCUAUAUGGAGGCAUAGUUGGUCAGACCGGCAAGAUGGAGUCGCAAUCCUUGGGAAGAACCCGGCAGACUCCGGCCGCGAGAAACCAUAUCGUUUAUACGGACCACAAAGGACGAAAGAUACCAUACGCCGACAAGAUCACCCCGGAGCCCAUCCUGAACAACAAUACGGGGCGGGACACAAAGGCCGACUCGAUCAGGAACAGUUAUAAUAGCCAAUUCAAAGUUGGCAUCUACGGCUGGCGCAAGAAAUGCCUUUACGUCCUCGUCAUGGCACUCAUGUUUAUGAUGAUCAUUAAUCUCGCGCUCACGCUGUGGGUAUUGAAAGUGCUGGAUUUUAAUUCGGAUGGAAUGGGUCAGCUUCGCAUCGUGCCGGGCGGGCUACAGCUCCUAGGUCAAGCUCUAGUGUUGGAUUCGCUAUUCGCGUCAAGCAUCAAGUCUCGGAGAGGACAGCCCAUUACCGUGGAGUCCUCGAGGAACUUCAGCGUCUCGACGCGGGAUUCCCACGGGCUGCAGCAGAGUAGGCUAUUUUUAGGCCACGACCGUCUGGAGGUGAACGUGGCGCGGUUAGAGGUCCGUGACGCAAGAGGAGCGUUACUACUCGGCGCGGGGCAGGACGCGGUCACCGUGGGCGCAGAGACGUUAACUGUGACCAGCCCCGCCGGGGUCAACCUGCAGAACGCGGUGCAGACUCCGCUCGUGCGGGCCCCGCCGGCGAAGCAAUUAGUCCCCGCCGGGGUAAACCUGCAGAACGCGGUGCAGACUCCGCUCGUGCGGGCCCCGCCGGCGAAGCAAUUAGUUCCCGCCGGGGUCAACCUGCAGAACGCGGUGCAGACUCCGCUCGUGCGGGCCCCGCCGGCGAAGCAAUUAGUGUUAGAGUCGCCGACGCGCUCGCUGGAGAUGCACGCGUCGCAGAACAUCGCGCUGGAGUCGCGGGCCGGCGACAUCAGCGCCAGCUGCCUCACCACCUUCCACCUCAAGUCCGUCGCUGGCGCUAUUCGCCUAGACGCACCCAGCAUAUACAUGCCCAAGCUAAAGUCAGCGCUGCCUCUGCCACCCUCGACGCCGCACUCCCACGACCCUCACCACCAGAACAUCUACCAGUUAUGCGCGUGCAGCAACGGUAAGCUGUUCCUAGCGCCUCCACAUGGCGCCUGCGCCGCUCGCGAGGAGAGCCUCAUCUGCCGAUGAUGGCUCGCACAAGCAGGAAGGCUAAGACGCACGCCACGAUAUAAUCUUAUCGAUUCUAGACGAUAAGCCCAUACAUGUGAUGUCAAAAAUAAUCGAUAUGAUUUUAUCGAGACGAGCGUAGCCCGAUUUAUUACAGAAUUAUAUUAAUGUAGGUGCAAGGUACUAGAAACGAGAUUUAAUGCAAUUCUGUGCUGUGUAUUGUAAUUUUGCGGUGUUUUAACGCACAGUUCUGUCUUUAAUCGGAAAGAAAUGAUCAAUAAAUAAACACUAUUUUCAACUCGUGCCAUUCAAUGAUCAUUUCUUUGUGAUUUAACAUAAUUUCCCUUAUACAGAGUGUUAGAUGGCUGCUCUAGUACGUACAAAACAUACUUAAUGUUCUUAAUAGUCCAUUUUGAAAUUUGCUUAAGGUAUUUUUAUAGUUUCUGCAUUUAUCAUUCAAAUUGUCAAUUUAAACGCCGCGUGAUGGUUCCUUGGUAAAGUUUGUUGAUUAACUUUGAAAGAUUGAUUUACUCGCUUUUUGUAAAUAAAUGUGGAUAUUAUCUUAGCCGAUAUAACUAUAAACAAGCACUGAAUUUGACACAGAAAAUUAGUUGGUUAACUUGAAGUUAUUAUGUAUUCGAGAAUUGACUCUACGAAAUUACAACGAUUAAUAAAACGUAUCAAUAUACACUAAAAUUAACAUCAGUGCCUUUUGGAAUCACGUUUAGGAUAACGAUUGGCAAAAACAAUGUUGUUGUUAACUAAAGUACUAUCAUCAAAGCACAGCUUCACACGUCAUUAUGGAAUAAGUAAGUUAUUGUUUGUAAAUUACCUAUUUGACUGGAUGUGAUACUCACAAAAGUGUUCAUGAAUAAUAAUAUUCGGAAAAACUGUAGUAAGGAAAUACAUAAAUGGUUUAACACAAUUUCAAACGAACGCGUUUAGUUUUUAU